Messenger RNA from Colletotrichum chrysophilum, 1275 nucleotides. RefSeq lists its product as uncharacterized. NCBI's taxonomy places the organism in Eukaryota, Fungi, Ascomycota, Sordariomycetes, Glomerellales, Glomerellaceae. Gene Ontology annotation, cellular component: membrane. The transcript is spliced from 6 exons. The coding region runs from base 1 to 1275 and encodes 424 amino acids. Gene Ontology annotation, biological process: transmembrane transport. The record is from RefSeq and is a predicted model, not a curated record. Gene Ontology annotation, molecular function: transmembrane transporter activity.
AUGGCGCCUCCAUCGUACCAGUAUCAAACCUUUUCAGGCGAAGCAAUGUCUAGCGACGGCAAGCAAGACACAGUGGUAUCGGCAGAUGCACAGGAGGACGCUCAGAGCCGCCAACCGUCCCGCGGAAUAUUCUCAAAUGUUGCGCGAAAGAUCUGGGGUGAUGACCCCCGGGAGAGGAAGUACAUUCAAAAGCUCGACAGCUUCCUAUUCAAUGCAUUCGUAAGCGGCAUGCAAGAAGAGAUGGGUCUGUAUGGAAAUGAGAGAAAUUUCCUCAACACAUAUUUCAAUAUCGGCAUCAUCCUGGGUACUAUACCCGCGCAGAUGAUCCAGUUGAAGUGGGUGCGCCCGUCGAUAUGGAUUCCCGCCUGCGAGCUGGCGUGGUCGGCCUUGACAAUGGUCAUGGCUAGUGCUAAAAACGUCGAAACUCUGUACGCAUUGCGUUUCUGCAUUGGGCUUCUCGAAUCGUGCAGCUUCCCAGGUUUUGCGAGUAUCUUGGGGAGUUGGUACGGAAAGACCCAGCUCGCGAAGCGCAUGGCCCUUUUUGAGCAGACGGCUGCGAUCGCUGGAAUGUUCAGCGGGUACUUGCAGGCUGGGUUGUACACUGGCAUGAACGGGGCUGCAGGCCUGUCGGGUUGGCGCUGGCUAUUCAUCAUGGAUGGGGUCAUCUCGAUACCGAUUGCCCUGUACGGAUUCUUCGCCCUCCCAGACUUGCCGCACAAUACGCGAGCAUUCUAUCUGAAGAAAGAGGACCGCGAGUAUGGACUGGAAAGAACCAAGAAGAUGGGUCGCAAGCCGCCAUCGAAACUCACAUUCAAGGCCGUCAAAGACAUCUAUACAUCUUGGCAGCUUUGGGCUUUUAUCCUGCCCUAUCUCAUGGUUGCUGAAGCUGGGUCUGGUACUGGAUACUUCAAUCUCUAUCUGAAGUCUGAGGGCUACUCGGUUGUCCAGACGAACGUUCUCCCGACAAUUGUCUUCGUGCAAGUGCUCGUCUUGGUGUCAAACAUCAUAUUGUCGAUAUGGAACGUGCCCAAAGCAGCACUUCUUGCGGCCUUUUACCUGAGUUACACGGGCGGAGCAGCACAGCCGGUGGUGAUCAGCUAUGGGCAUGAGAUCACGCAGUGGAACGCUAACCUGCGACAACUUCUUGUUGCCACAGGAAACAUCUUUACGUACACCUUCAGCGCCUGGAUGCCUGGUAAGCUGUCCCUUUCGUAUGCUUUCGUGUCAAAGCACAUGCUAAUUUCGGAACCCAGUGGUGUUAUUCCCAACAUAUGA